This is a messenger RNA of Punica granatum (pomegranate), 3274 nucleotides long. The record is from RefSeq and is a predicted model, not a curated record. Lineage: Eukaryota; Viridiplantae; Streptophyta; Magnoliopsida; Myrtales; Lythraceae.
GAAGUUGAACCGAGUCAGGCAACGUCGUCGCAUGUUAAUCGCAGCUGACGGACAGUACUUGGGGAUUUCCCUGUCAAAAGCCUCUCCGCCGCCGCUGACGCCUACCUGAGCAACGAGAGCUGCCUUCUCUGAGCUCCCAACGCUUCCCCUCCGCCGCCGGAAAAACCUGAGCCUCCCUGCCUCCCUCCUCGGCCUUGCUCAGUUGCUAUCUCCUCGCCUCAGCAGCCUAUAAUGCGCCGCAUUGAACAAUGGAGCUAACCGAGGCUCCGCAUCGGUCUACCUCCUCCUCCUCCUCCGCCGUCGUUGCCGUAAAUGAUGAUUGCAAUCAAACAUGCCAGCAGGACCAGGUCCCUCCUCCACCGCUCUCUUGGACUCGGGUCAGGUCUUUGUCCCUCCUUGUCCUCCGCCGCCCUGCAGUUCUCCUCUCUCGAGACCGCCGUCGCUCCUACCAGUCCACUCCAUCGCAGGAUCAGCCCCACCGGUUCCCUAAUCACUAAGGAGCUGGUGGACACCUUCACGGAGUGGUUCCAGUGGGGCAACAACGCGCUCCUCUCCCGAAUCUUCGAUAUCCUGAAGGCCGACCAGGGCCCCGACCACUCGGCUUCGGACCACGCGCUCUCGCAGCUGAACCUCCGCCUGACGGAGUCCUUCGUUCUCGAGGUCCUCCACGAUGGAAGAAGACGACCCUCCGGCGUCCUCCUUUGCCUCAAGUUCUUUGAUUGGGCCGGGCGACAGCCGCAGUUCUACCAUACCCGCGCGACCUUCCACGCUAUGAUCAAAAUCCUCGCCAAGGCCAAGCGGAAGAUGCAGAUGGUGGACUUCCUGGAGAAUAUUGAGAGGCAUGCUUACAAGUUGCGAUUUCAUGAUACUCUGGUGAUGGGCUACGCUUUGGCCGGGAAGCCGGAUCGUGCACUCCACCUGUUCGGCAGAAUGCGAUUCAAAGGUUUGGACUUGGACUCAUAUGCAUACCAGGUGCUGUUGAACGCCUUGGUAGAGGACAACUGCUUCGACGCAGUUAAAGUGCUCGAGAACCAGGUUUCGAUUCGUGGGAUUGAUAGUCCAUUUAUUCAUUCGGUCAUGAUCAAGUCUCUCUGCAAACAAAACCAGCUGGACCGCGCCACGAAAUACCUGCACGGUCUGCUGAGGGAAGGGAAGAAGAUGAAUGCCCAGUUGGUAGCCACUCUCAUUGCUACACUCUGCAAGAGGCAUAAGUUUGAGCAAGCACAUUCCUUGAUGGAGGAGUUUAGAGAAUUAAGAGUAGCACGGAUGGAGGAUAUAUAUGGUAUUUGGUUGAGAGAGCUCAUUCGAGCUGGGAGGUUGGCCAGAGCUUUCGAGUUCUUCCAGAGCAAGAAACAAUUGGAAGGAUACGUCCCUGAUGUAUUCCGAUACAACAUGUUGAUAUACCAUCUGUUGAGGAAGAAUCGGUUAUGGGAUGUAUUUGAUUUAUUGGUGGAAAUGAAGGAGAACAAGAUUCCACCUGAUUGGGAAACGAUCAAUGUAACCUUGUGCUUCUUCUGCAAGAUGGGGAUGGUGGAUGUUGCCCUUGAGUUGCACAGCUCCUGCAGUGAUUUCAAUUGGUCGCCCAGCCGCAUGUUCUAUAAUUUUCUGAUCAAUGCAUUGUGUGAUAAUAAGAGCACAGAUGAAGCGUACCAAAUCUGGAAGAGUUCCAUUGCCAGCGGUUAUUUUCCGGGUAAAAAGUCCUUUGGCAUUCUCACUGAUGCUUUGUUUAGGGAGAAUAAGAUCAAUGAGAUGAUGGAGCUUGUUCUUGCUGCCUUGGAGCAGAAUUUUCUGCCUAAUGCUUCCACAUAUCACAAGUUUGUGUUGGCCUUGUGCAAGGCAAGGAGGGUAGAAGAAGGUUAUCUACUUCAUAGAGAAGUUAGCAAGAUUGCUAAAUUCAGCCAGCGGAGAGACUCUUUCGUCCACCUGAUACGCGCUCUUAGCAGGUCUAAUAGAGGGGAUAUGGCCGCAACACUUCUCAUUGAUAUGCAAGGGAAUGGUCAUAGGGUGACUUUGUCACUGUACAAGUCGGUCAUUCAAUGCUUGUGCAAUAUGGAUGAUCCCGGGAGAAGGGUCCUCACAUUGCUAGAGAGGCAGUUGUCUUAUUCUGGGCCCAAAGCUUUUGUCUUUAACUUCAUCAUCUGUGGAGCUGGGUGUGCCAGAAAUCCUGAACUGGCUAGAGAAGUCUAUGAGAUAAUGAAGAGAAGCGGCCUUAGUCCCAGUGUGACCACUGACCUCCUUCUCUUGAAAAGCUAUCUGACGAGUGGAAGGAUCUUUGAUGCUCUGAAUUUUUAUGGUGACAUCGGACAGAGAAGAACAAUAAAGAGAAGACUAUAUACUGCCAUGGUGGUUGGCCUCUGCGAAGCUGGUAGGACAGAUUAUGCCCUAGAGUUCUUCAAGGAGAUGAGGACAAAGGGGUUCAAUCCAAGCAUUGAAUGCUACGAGCAUCUUAUUCGCCUGCUCUGUUCAGUCGCUCGCUUUGAUGAUGCCCUAAAGAUUCUUGAUGACUUUACUAAAGCAGGGCGCCGCAUUUCUUCCUUUAUCGGCAAUACAUUAUUGUGGCACUCUUUAAUCACUCACAAGCUCGACGAGGCUUGGCUCCUUUCAGGAGCUGAGAUGAAUGGGUCACCUGAAAUAUCUAUGCUUGGUAAGCUCAUAGGUGCAUCCUCCGGUCGUAUUAAAAUGGUUGCUGAGAAUGUGGGGAACCUUGAAGAAGUUAUCAAACAAUGCUUCCGUCCCAAUAUCUACACCUACAACUUGCUGUUGAAAAUAUUGUUUGAAGGUGAUGUCCAUGUUGCCAUCAGUUACUUUGACUGGAUUUGUAAGAAAGGAUUGGAACCGAAUCGGUGGACAUAUGAAAUUAUAAUACGGGGUCUUCUCAAACACGGGAGAAGAGCUGAGGCUAAGAGGUGGUAUGACGAGAUGUCUCGGAAUGGGUUCACUCCGUCUAUCGGUACUAGGCUACUCCUCUGAGCAUUGUCCUGGCUCUGCACAACACAUCGUAAUUUACAGGUGUAAUUUACAUGUCUUCACAAUUUUGGAGGGUAAUAAUAGGUUUUUACUGCACUGCCUUAGUUUCCUCAUUUGCAACUGAAGGUCAAUUUCCAGUUGUUGUACAUCACAUUCUUUUUUAUCGGCUUAUCAUUUAACUUAGAGAAGGGAAUCUAUGGUAAGCUAAGCCUCGUAGGCAUUUGAUGUCCUCUUUUAAGAUUUAAAAAUUUCCACAAUCCUUCUGAAUCUCCGAUGUUAUCAAUUGAUCUAGUUUUCUUGCCUUUUA